This is a messenger RNA of Salarias fasciatus (jewelled blenny), 4670 nucleotides long. Its product is annotated as NACHT, LRR and PYD domains-containing protein 3-like. Gene Ontology annotation, molecular function: protein binding. Bases 226 to 3315 code for a protein of 1029 amino acids. The record is from RefSeq and is a predicted model, not a curated record. NCBI's taxonomy places the organism in Eukaryota, Metazoa, Chordata, Actinopteri, Blenniiformes, Blenniidae. The transcript is spliced from 7 exons.
GCCUCCAUGACAGAGCAGACCACUUCUCACCGUCUCAUUUCAAACUACUGACAGCGCCUUUGUUCUUUUCCACCUUUUCAAUCAACAUUUAAAUGAGAAUUCUGCUCAUUUUGACUUGAAGACACCUUGAUCCUUCAAAGAGUUGAACGUCUCACCUGAAGGAAAUUAUGUCAGCAUCUCAUCGUGAUCUUUCCAGGGACUCUAUGAACACAGAAUGAAAUUUUGAUGAGAUCACUCAGACUCUUCAAGAGGUCAAAGAUGAGCUCACCGAGAGAUGUCCUCCUGGGAAUUCUGGAAGACUUGUUAGAUGAAGACUUUAAAAGGUUCAAGUUUCAUUUGUGUCAUAAAGGGGACUUUGAAGGGUUCAAACCAAUCCCAAAGAGCAGACUUGAGACAUUGGACAGGCUGGACACAGUGGACAAAAUGCUCGACACCUACAGCCUUUGCACUCUUGCAGUCACUAAAAUGGUUUUAGAGAAAAUGAAUAUGAUGGGUAUAUGGGAGAAACACUGGAAAAACAACUCAGAACCUGGAGGGAAUGACGGUCCUCGAGAAGUUCUAUUGUCAGUGAUAUCUAAGAGGUGUCAAGAAGCACUCAAGUCCAAACUGAAGAAGAAGUUCCAGUGUGUAUCUGAGGGAGUCGCUAAAGCAGGAAAGUCCACCCUCCUGAACGAGAUCCACACAGAGCUCCACAUCACAGAGGGGGGGACUGCAGAGGUCAAUCAGGAACAUGAGGUCAGACAGAUCGAAGCAGCACCCAGGACAGCAGACGGAGAAGAAACAAGCAUUAGACCAGAAGACAUCUUUACAGGUACUCCAGACAGAUCUCAACCAAUCAGAACAGUGCUGACAAAAGGAGUGGCUGGCAUUGGGAAAACAGUCCUGACACAGAAGUUCACUCUGGACUGGGCUGAAGACAAAGCCAACCAGGACAUCCACUUCAUAUUUCCAUUCACCUUCAGACAGCUGAAUGUGCUGAAGGAGAAGAAGUUCAGUUUGGUGGGACUUGUUCAUCACUUAUUUAAAGAAACCAAAGAAGCAGGAAUCUGCAUAUUUGAAGAUGUGCAGGUGAUCUUUAUCUUGGACGGUCUGGAUGAGUGUCGACUCCAUCUGGACUUCCACCAGACUGACUUCCUGACUGAUGUUACAGAAUCCUCAUGUGUGGAUGUUCUGCUGACAAGCCUCAUCAGCGGGGAACUGCUUCCCUCUGCUCGCCUCUGGAUCACCACACGACCGGCAGCAGCCAAUCAGAUCCCUGCUGACUGUGUGGACAGGGUGACAGAGGUCCGAGGGUUCACCGACCCCCAGAAGGAGGAGUACUUCAGGAGGAGGUUCAGUGAGCGGGAGCAGGCCAGCAGGAUCAUCUCCCACAUCAAGACCUCCCGAAGCCUCCACAUCAUGUGCCACAUCCCGGUCUUCUGCUGGAUCACUGCUACAGUUCUGGAGAAGGUGUUGAAGAACAGAGAGGGAGGAGAGCUGCCCAAGACCCUGACUGAGAUGUACAUCCACCACCUGGUGGUCCAGGCCAAAGUCAAGAAGGUCAAGUAUGAUGGAGGAGCUGCCACAGAUGACACCUGGAGUCCAGACAGCAGGGAAAUGACUGAGUCUCUGGGAAAACUGGCUUUUGAGCAGCUGCAGAAAGGAAACAUGAUCUUCUAUAAAUCUGACCUGGCAGACUGUGGCAUUGAUCUCAGAGCAGCCUCAAAGUACUCAGGAAUGUUCACACAGAUCUUUAAAGAGGAGAGCGGCCUGUACCAGGACAUGGUGUUCUGCUUCAUCCAUCUCAGCAUUCAGGAGUUUCUGGCUGCUCUUCAUGUCCAUCAGACCUUCAUCAACUCUGGAAUCAACCUGCUGGAAGAGAAACAAACCAUUAGGUUUUUAAAAGUGAUGAAGAAACCUAAACUCCACCAUCUCCAUCAGAGAGCAGUGGACGAGGCCUUGAAGAGUCCAAACGGACACCUGGACUUGUUCCUCCGCUUCCUCCUGGGUCUUUCACUGGAGACCAAUCAGAGUCUCCUGCGAGAUCUGCUGACACAGACAGGAAGUAGCUCACAGACCAAUCAGGAAACAGUUGAGUAUAUUAAGAAGAAACUGCGUAAGAGUAUGACUGCAGAGAGAAGCAUCAAUCUGUUCCACUGUCUGAAUGAACUGAAUGAUGGUUCUCUGGUGGAGGAGAUCCAACAGUCCCUGAGAUCAGGACGUCUUUCUACAGACAAACUGUCUCCUGCUCAGUGGUCAGCUCUGGUCUUCAUCUUACUGUCGUCGGAAGAAGAUCUGAAGGAGUUUGACCUGAAGAAAUACUCUGCUUCAGAAGAGUCUCUUCUGAGGUUGCUGCCAGUGGUCAAAGCCUCCAACAAAGCUCUGUUGAGCUGCUGUGGUCUGUCAGAGAGAAGCUGUAGAGCUCUGUCCUCAGUUCUCAGCUCUCCGUCCUCCAGUCUGACACAUCUGGACCUGAGCAACAACGACCUGCAGGACUCUGGAGUGACGCUUCUGUCUCGUGGGCUGGAGAGUCCUCAUUGUAAACUGGAAGCUCUCAGUCUUUCAGGUUGUCUGGUCUCAGAAAAAGGCUGUGCAUCUCUGGUCUCAGCUCUGACCUCCAAGUCCUCCCUUCUACGAGAGCUGGACUUGAGUUACAACCAUCCGGGAGACUCAGGAGUGAAGUUGCUUUCGGCUGUAGUGGAGGAUCCACACUGCAAACUGAAGACUCUCAGGGUGGACCAUGGUGGAGAGCAGAGGCUCAAACCUGGUCUGAGGAAGUAUUCCUGUCAGCUUCAACUGGAAUCAAACUCAAUGAGCAGAAAACUCAAACUGUCCAACAACAACAGGAAAGUGACAUAUGUGGAGGAAGUGCAGCCGUAUCCUGAUCAUCCAGACAGAUUUGAUUAUUGGAUUCCUCAGAUGCUGUGUGGAAAUGUUCUGAGAGAUCGGUGUUACUGGGAGGUCGAGUGGAGCGGAGGUGUUGAAAUAUCAGUCAGUUACGGAGGAAUUAGAAGGAAAGGAGGCCGUGAGGAGUGUUUGUUUGGAAGAAAUCACCAGUCCUGGAGUCUGCAUUGGUAUAGUGAAUGUUUCUGUGUCAGGCACAACAACAAAGAAACAUUCACCCCCUCCUCCUUCCCUCACUUCUUCUCCUUCUCUGAUAAAGCAGGAGUGUAUGUGGACUGUCCUGCAGGCUCUCUGUCCUUCUUCAGAGUCUCCUCUGACUCUCUGAUCCACCUCUACACCUUCAACACCACAUUCACUGAACCUCUGAUGGCUGGGUUUACAUUCUGGCUCCCUGGUUCAUCUGUGAGUCUGUGUCCUCUACAGGACGAAUGAUCUCUGUCUCUGACAGCACAGAGGAGGAGGAGCCUGUCACAAGGUGGGAGUGGUCUAUCUGAAGGUGGGAGGAGUUUAUCCAAAAAACUCCACAAAAAUAGGGUUUCUUCUUUGUUCCACCUUAUGUUUGUUGCCGUUUUGCUGUUGCCGUGUUUCUUGAAUGUUCAGUCAUAAAGUAAUGUUGCCCUGGGAAAAUUUAGGAACUAAUUAAUUUUGUCCCUAUUAAGUUGGACAUCAGCAUCAAUUAUAUUUUGUCAUGUAAAAAUGUUUGAAUCUACAAGUUUGUUGUGUUACAAUGUGUGAUUUAGAAAUGUGUGGAACUGAUUUGUGAGUGUAAAAAUAUACAGAACACUCUGGAAAUGUGGAUUUGUUUUUAUUUGAUUAUUGGGCUGGAAGGAAGUGUCCAGCUACAUGGACUUGGGUGGAGCCCGGGGAGGAGAAGCAGCCGGAAGAGGACGGGACUGAAAACUGGAGCGGGAGGAAGUAAAAAAGUGAGAGCGGGGAAAAUGGGAAGAUGCAGUGGGAGCUGAGGACAGAGAGAGAACUCCUAACUUGAUAAAAGUUGAAGAAGAGACCAAAAAAACACCCCGUGAAUGCAGCGGCACAUUCUGGCAGUGUCUAAAGGCCCGUUCACAUCGCCAAAUGAUUUCUGUGAUUUUGCGUCCAAAUAUAAUUGAAAAGCAAUGGGGAACGCGCGUUCACCGGCGGUGAAAAUCCUGGAAGGGGUCGGAAGUGUUUUUGCAGCGCGUUUUGGCGUUUUCGAGGUUCGUCGGGGCGUUCUGGCGUCGGCGGGGCAUUUUUGAGGCCGACGCUGAAGUUGAGAAAUCUCAACUUUUGAUGCGGCGUUUUUGCAGCAAACCAAUCAGAGAGCGUCUCUAUGGUGACGUAGGUCAGGGAGCGGGAACCAGAAGAGAUGCACUACAACCAGUCCUCCCUCCCACCGCAGACUCGUCGUCCUCGGGUGCCCGGCGUUGUUCAGCGUCGGACACGGCACCUGCAGCACGGCGUGUUCCGCGGGUUCAUUGCUGCCUUGCAUCGAGGAGAAGGGUUUUUGCAUCCCUUCACAACUGCUAACAGGCCUGCAACAUUUUUCGUCAUCCCUUGGUAAACUAACUGUGAAUGAGGAGUGUGUGUAUGGGGUUGAUUUGUUUUUUCUUAUUGUUGUGGUUUGAACAUUAAUUUGUGUAAAUAUCUAUUGAUGAGCUUCAAAGGUUCGAUUGUGUAUUUUGGUUGCCAUUGGUUGCAUAAACUGAAGAGUGGCAGACUUUUAUUUCUCUUUCCUGAGAAACGGAAUUUAAGUUCUUUACGUUGGUUGAACAUCAAUUAUUCGUUCCAUUAAAUUUUGGCAAACUAUU